Lucilia cuprina (Australian sheep blowfly) is the source of this 570-nucleotide messenger RNA. RefSeq names its product proline-rich extensin-like protein EPR1. Lineage: Eukaryota; Metazoa; Arthropoda; Insecta; Diptera; Calliphoridae. The record is from RefSeq and is a predicted model, not a curated record. Bases 1 to 570 code for a protein of 189 amino acids. The transcript has a single exon.
AUGUAUAUGGAUUACAUUAAAAACUUGAAAGUGCUUCUUUUAUUCAUCGCAUAUACUUGCGCGUCACCGACGUUUAGGAAGAAAGGUGGUCAGACCCAUCCUGUGUAUGUUCAACAACAGCCUACAUAUGUUGAAGCGGCACCUGUACAUCCUGCACCCCAAGUUGUUUACCAGCCAGUACCAGCACAGCCUCCUCCAAGACAGAUCAUAGUACACCCUAUACAAGUACAACCUGUGCAUCCACCACCAAUGCCAAUACAACCUGUGCAUCCUCCACCAAUGCCAAUACAACCACCUCCAAAACAAAUUAUCAUACAACCAAUAAGAGUUCAACCUGUUCGACCCCCACCAACCCAAAUUAUUAUACAACCAGUUAGAGUACAACCAGCACAUCCACCUCCAAGACCUGUUCAUCCACCACCAAGACCAGUACAUCCACCACCUAGGCCAGUGCAUCCACCACCACAACCAGUCCAUCCACAACCACAACCGGUCCAUCCUCAGCCAGUUAUUGUAAAACCGAUUAUUUUAAAACCUGUAUUUGUUAAACCUGGAAAGCAUCACCAUUAA